CCAACAGCUCUAUAAAAAGAGUCGCUGGAAGAUGCCCUGGAUGCUCCUGCCUCCCAGCACAGAGCAGCAGGCACUCAGUGUAGGCAGAGAGGGGUGCCAGCAUGCCGUCUGCCUUCCAGCUUCAAUGCCACCUCGUCCUCAUCUUCCUAGCAGCCUACAAGGGGGACACCAGAUACCUAGAGGUGAGGGAUGCUGGUGAAGAUGAGCCCUUCCUACUCCUCAGUGAAGAUCUGAAGCGAGAGCUGUCUGCAGGACAGAUCUACCGGCGGUCGCUCCGCUGCAUCGACAUGCUGAGUAUAGAGGGGCAGUUCACCUUCACCGCAGAGCAGCCCCAGCUGCACUGCGCAACCUUCUUCAUCGGCGAGCCCGAGGAGCUCAUCAUGAUAGACUACGACUUCGUAAACAUCGACUGCCAAGGAGGCGAUUUCCUGAAGGUAUUUGAUGGCUGGAUACUCAAAGGAGAGAAAUUUCCUAGUUCCUUGGACCAUCCCCUCCCCACUUCUGAAAGAUACACAGACUUCUGUGAAAGUGGCAACAUGCAGAGGAGCAUCAGGUCAUCACAGAAUGUGGCGAUGAUCUUCUUCAGGAUUCACCAGCCAGGCAAUGGAUUUACUGUCACAGUCAAGAAAACUACCAACCUCUUCCCUUGCAACGUCAUCUCUCAGACUCCCUCGGGAAGGUUUACUAUGGUCAUUCCUCAUCAGCACAGAAACUGCAGCUUUUCUAUAAUAUAUCCAGUGGUGAUAAAAAUAUCCGAUCUCAUCCUGGGACACUUAAAUGGCCUCUUUCUAAAGAAACCAUCAGCAGGCUGUGCGGGAGUGGGAGAUUUUGUAGAGCUGUUGGGAGGAACUGGCUUAGACCCAUCCAAGAUGUUUCCACUAGCUGAUCUCUGUCACUCCUUUCAUGGGUCUGCCCAAAUGAAGAUUGGUUGUGACAAUACUGUGCUACGAAUGGUCUCCAGUGGCAAGCACAUCAAUCGUGUGACGUUUGAGUACUAUCAACUUGAUCUGCAGGAAAUAGAAAACAGAAAGGAGAACAGCAUUGAGGAAUUCUGCUUCCCUAGCAUCUGAGAAACCAGGCAACGUGUUUUCACACAGCUAAUGACAAUAAGGUUCUGGUGAAUUAAAAAAAAAAAAGAAAAAAAAUAAGUAUUUUUCCUUUACCAGCUGGUGUUAUUGAGCCUUUCUACAGUACAAGCACAUUCCCUUUUUUUCCCCCCAUACAAAUCAGUCAUGGUCAUGAGCAAGCAGGAAAAAGUAUAUUAAUCUUUGUUACUACCAUGAUAAUUUUUUCUGCAAUAUUUAGGAUAAUUUACUAUAUUCAAAAUCAAUAGAAAGAAGUCUAUGUUUCCAAUAUAAGUAUUAUUAGGGAAACAGACAUAAAUCCUCUGUAUAUUCAGUCUGAGCACACAUAAAACUCAUAAUAAGUAUAAACUUCACAUGGUUAACAUUAUCCUUUUAUAUCAGGAAUAAACAAAAAAAAAAAAAAAGGUGGUGGAAUACAUUUCCAGUUUUGUAAAAGGAAAUCCAGCAUUAGUGUGUUCAAAAAUGACUUGUUUGUUUAUGACUAUAAAUGUGCUAUUUAUUUCUAAUGACAUGUUUUUAAUAAAAAUUUAUAGCAUGGAAACUUCCUUUCACAAACCCAAACAUGAAUAAAUACAUUCCAAGAGCUGGCAAAACACUAUGACGUUGUAUUUUUCUGAAGAGCUCUUUAAAACAUUUUUGUUGAACUUCCCAAGUCUUGUGCAGUUUUCUGGAAAUUAUCAUUUUGAACAUAUGUAGCUGUAAAACUGUGGACUAUUAAAGUAACGUUAUGGGCAGAAA
Messenger RNA from Oxyura jamaicensis (ruddy duck), 1823 nucleotides. It is a transcript of the gene CRHBP, whose product is annotated as corticotropin releasing hormone binding protein. Bases 102 to 1070 code for a protein of 322 amino acids. Gene Ontology annotation, biological process: negative regulation of corticotropin secretion; hormone-mediated signaling pathway; negative regulation of corticotropin-releasing hormone receptor activity. NCBI's taxonomy places the organism in Eukaryota, Metazoa, Chordata, Aves, Anseriformes, Anatidae. Gene Ontology annotation, molecular function: corticotropin-releasing hormone binding. The transcript has 7 exons. The record is from RefSeq and is a predicted model, not a curated record.